Molecule: messenger RNA, 1557 nt
Organism: Sparassis crispa
Lineage: Eukaryota; Fungi; Basidiomycota; Agaricomycetes; Polyporales; Sparassidaceae
Exons: 6
Coding region: 1-1557 (518 amino acids)
Source: RefSeq, a predicted model, not a curated record
AUGAGCCUAGAAUGGGAGCGGACUGUUGCAUUCUUUGGCUCAUUCAUUGGUGACAACUACGGUCUUUACACCUAUCAGAACAGCAUCACCAUGUCCACCAGACCAUCUACAUUGGAGCAUCCUGACUAUGCGGGCAAUUCUGGCAGUACAUCACUUAACAAGAUGCUUAGCAAGGCUUCUCCGAGCAAGGCCGUCGCAGGCAGGCAUGGUGGCCCUUCUACCAGUGUUGAUGGAAAGCGUGCAGCUAGCUUCAUCUUACCGCAGGGAAAAGUUCUCAGCACACUUGAUCAUUGGGAUGAUGUUGACGACGAGUUUCUUGAGAUUCCUGAGGUUAAUAAUGCAGCAUUUAAAGAGGAAGAGGAAGAGGAAGAUGUCACUUACAAUGAACAGAUCUCCAAUAUGAUGACGGAGGAGGAAGAAAGUGAAGAUGAACUUCUGCUGACCACAAAGUCUGCAAAGAAGGCAGCAGCGCAAGAAGAGAAGGAUCAUCUGACCUUGGAAUUAAAACCCGGUUACUUUACUGUAGAACAUCCUCAGAAAGCAACUCACCAGGUACGACUGCUGGCUGAAGCAGACAGUCUGGUACCCAACUUUGUAGGUGGAUUAUUGCCUAGAUGUGACACCGGUGAUCGUGAAGAAUACUACCUGACAAUGCUUAGUUUGUUCAAACCUUGGCAUACUGGGCUUGACCUUAAGCUUGAUGCAAAUACAUCCUGGCACAAUACCUUUGACGAGUAUAAAUUUACACCCAGACAGUUAGAGCUCAUGAAAUUCUUCCAUAUACGCUAUGAGUGCAAUGAUGCUAGAGAUGAUUUUGCUGCUGCACAUAAGGCAGGCAAGUUCCAUGGACAAAUGCCCUUUGGUAUGGAUGACAAUGCAAUGAAUGAACUUGAUAUCCAAUAUCAAGAAGACGAAGCCACAGCAGGUGUAAGUAAUGAUCUCGACUUGAUGCCUGAAUCAGAUGACUGGGAUCAAGUGGGUGAGAAGAUGCUGAUCAGAAUCAGCAGUCUGGACACUUUGAAUCUUCCUACUGAGACUAUUACAGGUCAAGAUAAAACAGCAGUGGAAUGGAAAAACUUACUUGCUGAGAAGCGACAGGAGAUCCUUCGUACACGAGAGGAGCAGGCAGUAGAUAACAAUUCAGAUGAAGUAGAUCCCAAGACGGGACUGCAUAUCAGCAAGGAUGUGAACACAGUGAAGGUAAUUGAUCAGUCUUAUCUGAAUAAGAAUUUUGAGGCAAAGAACAAAGCAGAUCAAACCCUGAUUGAUGAUACUGUCAAAAACUUUAGUCUCAAUACUGACCAAGAGUGUGCCUUACGAAUCAUAGCAAACCAUGCAACUGAUCCCAGUGGUGAGCAACUGAAGAUGUACUUGGGUGGAAUGGCAGGUACAGGAAAAUCUCAAGUUAUUAAGGCCCUGAUUCAUUUCUUUGGCUCUGCUGCUGCUCUCAUUGCAGGCUCCACCUAUCAUUCUAUGCUUGGUUUCAGCAAGUUUGGUGACUCUCAGACUUCCUUGAUGCAAACUGCAACAGCAUGUAUAAUAUAUGUGCAAAAAUGA